Messenger RNA from Theileria orientalis strain Shintoku, 657 nucleotides. RefSeq lists its product as hypothetical. The transcript is spliced from 5 exons. NCBI's taxonomy places the organism in Eukaryota, Apicomplexa, Aconoidasida, Piroplasmida, Theileriidae. The record is from RefSeq and is a predicted model, not a curated record. Bases 1 to 657 code for a protein of 218 amino acids.
AUGGAUCAGGAUCGAGCUCUGGUCGAAUUUCUCAGGACUUCAAAGCAAAGAAUAGCCGAAUUCGUUGAAAAAAACCAAUCUGACCAGAAGUUGGAGAAAUUACUGGAGAGAACAAAGGAAAUAUCGAAAUUUAUUGACUCCUUAAUUGAAUUCGUCGAGCCCUGCUUUUCAGAAUCAUCCCAAUUUUCCAUUAAGAAAUAUGAGGACUGCGUGUUCAUUAAUAGGAACGUCAACUGCGAGAAUGAAAUAGCUUCAUUGCUUCAGCAGAUUCAGGACGAGUCAUCGGAUUUUUUGUCAUUUCUGGAGAACUUGCAAGUCGUUUUCAGUUCUAUCCACCUGAUUAACCCAAACUCAGCUAACUCUAAGCCCGUUGCUGGCUCUAGGUUGGUGAGCAAGACCAACAUACUCAGUCUACACAAGGAAAACAGAUCACUAUCAAGUGAGUUGGAACGAGUUAAGGAUAAGAUUCUGAAGAAUGAGAGUAAAUUGGAUGAGCUGGACAAAGCUAAGGAGAAGUGCGUGAAUGAGUUGAAAAGAUGCGCAGAGGUUCUGUCGACGUUCUCGCAGCCGGAACUGGAUAGCAGCCAGAUUGACAAAAGGUUGUCCUUAUAUGAGCAUUUGAACGAAUAUAAUAGUUCCUUCUACUUGAACACAUAA